AUGGAUCUCAGAUUCCCUCGUCAGGACUCGGGACGCUUACGCUACACCAAGGACGAAGAUGCACGUGUGGAUUCUGGAUAUAACACGACUGGCCCCUCAUCACAGCAGUUGGACCGCCUCCUUGUGACAAGAAUCGCUGCGGAUCUCGUCCGAUUUCUGGACUACUCGUCUCCUGUCAACUUGAUGGAGCGCAUCAGCCUCGUCCUGCCAGUUCAGUCCUUCCUGAUCAUGAAAGUCGCCAUGUUCCUGCUCAUCGCCCAGAAACCAGCUACUCAGCAGGACCUCAAACGCUUGGCCAUCGUCAUCGUGGGACCCAACAACGUCAAUCUUCCCAUUCUCACCCGGACGAACGUCUCUGGAAAUGGGAUUCUCUACACUUUUCGACCCGUCUUCCCUGGAUUUCACUCCAUCGACAUCUUCCACAACGCCAUCCAUCCCAUCCGUGGCUGUCCCCUGAAGAUCGUAUUCUCAAGAAAUUACCGCUUUCUGACCAGCGUCCUCGACUGGGAACUUUCGGAUAAAGCACGGUACGACAGUUGCAGCCCGUGGGGACUCUGCUGUAACACUAAAACGGAACAACUCUGGAUCGGCGACCGGGUCAACCACAAACUCAUCGUCUACAAACUGGAUGGAACUGUGGACUUCUUCGUGGGAUGCCGUGGAACUGGAGCAGGAAAAUUUUUCCGACCCACCGCCCUCGCCUACGAUGUCAACUCGGAUCGGAUCUUCGUCUCGGACAAGGACAACCACCGCAUCCAGAUCUUAAACGCCAAGGAUGGCACGUUUUUGGCCACGUUUGGGAGGAAAGGAGAAUUACCCGGACAAUUUCAGAUGCCUUGGGGAGUCGCCGUCUCUCCGGAUGGAUCCAAAAUCGCCGUGGCUGACACCCGCAACCACCGGAUCCAGUUCUUCGAUGCAGCUGGGAAUUACCUUCAGGAAUUUCCAAUACCCGGACCAAGCUAUCCCCGUGGACUGGCCUUCAACCUGACGGGGGACGCUCUCUUCAUCUCGGACUUCAACCUCCACAAAGUCCACCAGCUUCGACUCAUGGAUUCAAAACUGAUCUUGCAGCCCUUCAUCCCACCCGGAAUCCUCUAUCGCCCAUCGGGAAUCAUAGUCGACGAAGCUGGCAACGUGAUCGUGGCCGACACCAAAAACAACUCCGUCCGAGUCUUCGGCCCCACCGGAAUCCUCCUCAAGACCAUUAGGACCAUUGGCCAUCCCCUCGACAGCAAGGCCGGUCUCAAGUUCCCAACCGACGUUUCAAUCGUCCCCAGAAACGGAUUCAUCGCAACCCUCGACGACAAAGGACGCGUCAGUAUUUUGGUCGUACUUAGUUUGUAG
Folsomia candida is the source of this 1344-nucleotide messenger RNA. RefSeq names its product E3 ubiquitin-protein ligase TRIM71. Gene Ontology annotation, molecular function: protein binding. Bases 1 to 1344 code for a protein of 447 amino acids. NCBI's taxonomy places the organism in Eukaryota, Metazoa, Arthropoda, Collembola, Entomobryomorpha, Isotomidae. The record is from RefSeq and is a predicted model, not a curated record. The transcript has a single exon.